GAUGUGGUGACUGGAGACCUACAUUUGACUGGAAAGAGCAAGCCAGAGCCAUGUGUAAGAUGCGAGAAACAAGACUCACUUGUCACCUCUCUGUGCUCCGGCGCUGGUGGUUGACGGCGAGUCAGGUGCCGAAGGGACAGCUCUAGCAGCGGCUGCUUUCGGGGGAGAAACAAAACCUGCAGGUCCAGGUCGGAGCCCGGUGACUUCCCCUUCAAGUGCGUGAGCUCUGCUGACCUCGGGUCAGCUCCGCCGUGGUCGCGGCCCGCCGCUGUGCCCGCUCCCGGCGGGGUCGCGGAGCGCCGGCUGGACCCGCCCCGAGCUCCAUGGUUUGCCCAGCCCUGCGCGAUGGUGACUCUGGGCGCGGAGGUUGGCGCGGGGCGAGCCCGCAGCUCGCAGAAUGAAGGCGGGGAGCGCGGCCGGCGGCCAGCGGGGACUGGCUCCGCGACCCCAGCGCCCGGAGAAGCGGCCCAACCACCUGAACCCGGAAAACGCCAACAAGUAGUUUCUCGUUGGAGAAGGGCGGCUCGGCUGGGUGUCAGGACUCAGUCCGGCUGCCCGGAGAACCUCGUCCACUCGGAAACCAAAGCAGAACCACUUUUCUGUCGGUCUCGUUAAGUCAUGUCUGAGCCACAGAGAUGGGCAAGAUCGAGAACAACGAGAGGGUGAUCCUCAAUGUCGGGGGCACCCGGCACGAAACCUACCGCAGCACCCUCAAGACCCUGCCUGGGACGCGCCUGGCCCUUCUCGCCGCCUCCGAGCCCCCGGGCGACUGCCUGACGGCGGCGGGCGACAAGCUGCAGCCAUCGCCCCCUUCGCUCUCGCCGCCGCCACGACCGCCCCCACUGUCCCCCGGGCCGGGCGGCUGCUUUGAGGGCGGCGCGGGCAACUGCAGUCCCCGAGGCGGCGGCGGCGACCACCCCGGGGGCGGCCGCGAGUUCUUCUUCGACCGGCACCCGGGCGUCUUCGCCUAUGUGCUCAACUACUACCGCACGGGCAAGCUGCACUGCCCCGCCGACGUGUGCGGGCCGCUCUUCGAGGAGGAGCUGGCCUUCUGGGGCAUCGACGAGACGGACGUGGAGCCUUGCUGCUGGAUGACCUACCGGCAGCACCGCGACGCCGAGGAGGCGCUCGACAUCUUCGAGACCCCCGACCUCAUCGGUGGCGACCCUGGCGACGACGAGGACCUGGCGGCCAAGAGGUUGGGCAUCGAGGACGCCGCGGGCCUGGGGGGCCCCGACGGCAAGUCUGGCCGCUGGAGGAGGCUGCAGCCCCGCAUGUGGGCCCUCUUCGAGGACCCCUACUCGUCCAGAGCCGCCAGGUUUAUUGCUUUUGCUUCUUUAUUCUUCAUCCUGGUUUCAAUCACAACCUUUUGCCUGGAGACACACGAAGCUUUCAAUAUUGUUAAAAACAAGACAGAACCAGUCAUCAAUGGCACAAGUGUUGUUCUGCAAUAUGAAAUCGAAACGGAUCCCGCCUUGACGUAUGUAGAAGGAGUGUGUGUGGUGUGGUUUACUUUUGAAUUUUUAGUCCGUAUCAUUUUUUCCCCUAAUAAACUUGAAUUCGUCAAAAAUCUCUUGAAUAUCAUUGACUUUGUGGCCAUCCUACCCUUCUACUUAGAGGUGGGACUCAGUGGGCUGUCAUCCAAAGCUGCUAAGGAUGUGCUUGGCUUCCUCAGGGUGGUGAGAUUUGUGAGGAUCCUGAGAAUCUUCAAGCUCACCCGCCAUUUUGUAGGUCUGAGGGUGCUUGGACACACUCUUCGAGCUAGCACUAAUGAAUUUUUGCUGCUGAUAAUCUUCCUGGCUCUAGGAGUUUUGAUAUUUGCUACUAUGAUCUACUAUGCCGAGAGAGUAGGAGCUCAACCUAACGACCCUUCAGCUAGUGAGCACACACAGUUUAAAAACAUUCCAAUUGGCUUCUGGUGGGCUGUAGUGACCAUGACUACCUUGGGCUAUGGGGAUAUGUACCCCCAGACAUGGUCAGGGAUGCUGGUGGGAGCCCUGUGUGCUCUGGCUGGAGUGCUGACAAUAGCUAUGCCAGUGCCUGUCAUUGUCAACAACUUUGGAAUGUACUACUCCUUGGCAAUGGCGAAGCAGAAACUUCCAAGGAAAAGAAAGAAGCACAUCCCUCCUGCCCCUCAGGCAAGCUCACCUACUUUUUGCAAGACAGAAUUAAAUAUGGCCUGCAAUAGCACACAAGGUGACGCGUGUCUGGGCAAAGACAAUCGGCUUCUGGAACAUAACAGAUCAGUGUUAUCAGGUGACGACAGUACAGGAAGUGAGCCGCCAUUAUCACCCCCAGAAAGGCUCCCCAUCAGACGCUCUAGUACCAGAGACAAAAACAGAAGAGGGGAAACAUGUUUCCUACUGACGACAGGUGAUUACACGUGUGCUUCUGAUGGAGGGAUCAGGAAAGAUAACUGCAAAGAGGUUGUCAUUACUGGUUACACGCAAGCUGAGGCCAGAUCUCUUACUUAAUGGCUUGGGGAAGGCACAAAACAUGAGAGAAAGUGUUGGACAGAAUUUAUCAUGGAUUUUUGACUGCUGAAAAAGGGACAAUGGAAUUUAGCCAUACCAAGGACUGUACGGG
This is a messenger RNA of Ailuropoda melanoleuca (giant panda), 2586 nucleotides long. It is a transcript of the gene KCNC2, whose product is annotated as potassium voltage-gated channel subfamily C member 2. The transcript is spliced from 7 exons. Bases 636 to 2474 code for a protein of 612 amino acids. Gene Ontology annotation, cellular component: voltage-gated potassium channel complex; postsynaptic membrane; presynaptic membrane. Gene Ontology annotation, biological process: protein homooligomerization; potassium ion transmembrane transport; action potential. The record is from RefSeq and is a predicted model, not a curated record. Gene Ontology annotation, molecular function: protein binding; delayed rectifier potassium channel activity. NCBI's taxonomy places the organism in Eukaryota, Metazoa, Chordata, Mammalia, Carnivora, Ursidae.